AUAUAUUAUAUAAUUCUGUGUCAUACCAGUUAAUUCACAGCACCUCAAGAAAUGGAGAUUUGGUUUAGUGGCAAAAAAAAUAAAUAAAAAAUGCCACAGUAACUGGUGAAAAAGUGUAACUUACCUGACACAAAGAAAAAAAAGAAGUGCAGUGAGGCAUUUCACACAACAAACAUAGACACUCAGCAACAGUCACAUCUGUGACAGGCCUCUGUGUUCCAGGAAGUAGUGUGACAAACUCAGUCGACUGAGAGAGCAUCAGUUCAAAAGCGCAUGGGAUGUCACGGACGUCAGGCCUCUCUAGGUUCCACCGCUCCUCUCCACCAUGAUCAACACUUACCAGACCAGCCUGGCUCCACCACCGGUGCCUCCACGACUCAGCAGGUCUCAGCCAGUUCUUAUCCCAACUGCACUUCCAUCACAUAGCCAAACCAGCCCUCUGACCCGGUGUUUGGCUGGUAUAGUGGUGCUGCAUCUGUUGCUGUCUCUUGGAGGAUUCAUCUACCUGUACCGCAAAGACAAAAUGGAACAUUUUCCAGCUGGAGAAAAAGCUGCUUAUUCCACCUCAGAAAGGCAGGAAAUGUACUAUAAAUCCCUUGCUCACAUGGUAGUGAGCAAAGACACAGCAAGUAGCAAAUCACAGGGUUAUCUCCAGUGGGAUAUGAACCAGUCAGUUCUAAGGAAGAUCAACUACUACCAUAAAAGCUGGUUGACAAUCUUUGAGCCUGGCGAUUACUACGUCUACUCCAGGGUGACCUUCUCCAAAGAAGACCCUGUGCAACCACUGCUCAGCAGGGUCAACCUAAGGAAGAACGAGACGGGGAAGAACAAGCUUGUGAUGGAAGCCUACUGCAGCCUGGGCAGUGGCUCUACAUCUGUCCCUCGCGUCUGCACAGCAACACAGGGAAAGCUGGUCACAUUGGAAAGGGGAGACCAGCUCAGUGUCUGGGUACAUAACACCUCACUGGUGGACUACAGCGAAGGUGCGACAGCCUUUGGGAUGUACAAACUAUAGGAUUUCUAUUUGAGCACAUGGACCCACAUGGAGAUGAAGAGUGGGGAAAUGGAUGAACUUUAUAUGGUGACUCUUUAACAGACUGGAUGAAUGUAUUUAUUGAUGUAAAUGGUGUUCUAUGAAAUCAAAUUUUAAUCGGAAACAUUUCUACUCUUCUCACUUAUUCUCGCCUGUGUCCAGUUUCAGGUGCAGGUUAAAUUUGUCUUAUUUUCACUCUCAGGUGAAGCAAUUAUAAAGUUUGCGAGACACCCUCACCUGGUAUAGAGCAUUUUCAUGUAAAAACGUAGAAUAUUUAAAAUUGUAUCUAUCAGACUAGAAAAACACUCCACUCACUUGCAGGUGAAUUUGUAGAAUUAAAAAUUUCCUCUGUGCUUGUUCAACGGAUUCUCCGAGGGCUACUCAUAAAAUACUAACUUUUAUUGUUUGUUGUGAAAUUGAAGUCAGCCCUAGUCUAGGUCACUGUGGUUUUACAUUUCUGGGACACGACAAACCACAUUGUCAAGAUUCAUUUUCUCACGUCAAGUCCAACACGACCACUGAAGCUGCAGACGACUUGUGAAGGGCUUUAUUAUUUCGCAGGAAACAGACUGUCCCUGGCGGAAGGGGAUUUUAUUUAUUUUAGUGGCCACACCAGUACAUUCUACUUCCAAACUGAUACACUUUGUCAUGUACUGAGUCCUUGUUUUCAGGCAGCCAAUGGUUUCAAUUCAUUUCCAACUGGUGUACGAAUCUUCCCUUCAACUUAACUUAUUUUAAUUCCAUUAGUUCAUUGUCCAAUAAAUUUGUUAUAUAUAUAUAUAUUAUCGUAAUAAAUGUGUGUAUAAAAAGAUGGAUGAGUACAUUCUGAAAAACAGCAGCAUUAAUCAUUCACAGUUCAUACUUUGACCCAGUUGCGCUCAUCCUGCAGAUGUGAGUUCAGGAGUAAAAAGCUGUACAUGUUGAGUAAUAUCACGGUUCCGCCGCCACCAACUCAUCAGCAGCGAAGGCAGCACUUUAGUUUAAAGUUAGCACCUCUUUGCAAAACUCUCAUUUCUCAUUUCACCACUGUGGUGGAGUACAAGAGCAUGGAAAGAGUGAAUCUCUAUGAAGAUGUGUGCAGAUGCAGAGGCGGCACACUGUUACAGGAUGUCUUCUGUGCUAGUCACUCCUUCCAUCCUGUGAAAGGGGUUCUUGCUACUAGAUAUGAACAACCUACAAAUUCCUCAACCACACGUGUGUUGAAGGCAGCAUGGAAAAGCCCAUCUCUGUGGAUUUCCAGUAUGAAUGGAGGAGCACGCGGUAUGUUCUGUGCGGUUGACUCAACCUCUGGAGUUUUCCGUUUGUCACGUGGCGAAAUUCAAUCGAAGAACCUGCUUGUUAUAUUAAACUUUUAAUAAAAGAAUGAUCAUACCAAACAUAAAGUACAGGGUAUCUAGAAAAAAAAAAAAAAGCAUUACACUUGCAACAACAAUAAUUGCAUAGAACAAUCUUUCCAAAAAACAACAACAACAA
This is a messenger RNA of Mugil cephalus (flathead mullet), 2506 nucleotides long. It is a transcript of the gene cd40lg, whose product is annotated as CD40 ligand. NCBI's taxonomy places the organism in Eukaryota, Metazoa, Chordata, Actinopteri, Mugiliformes, Mugilidae. Gene Ontology annotation, cellular component: membrane. The record is from RefSeq and is a predicted model, not a curated record. The transcript has 4 exons. Gene Ontology annotation, biological process: immune response. Gene Ontology annotation, molecular function: tumor necrosis factor receptor binding. Bases 326 to 1015 code for a protein of 229 amino acids.